AGUUUAUCACUUGCACCAGUUGGACCACAUCUAGAAGUCAGACAUCCAGAAGACGAGAGACACUACUGAGGGGGCAUUUGUGAAGAAACGUGGCUUAAGUGAUUUGCCCUAUCAUGACAGAGGAAAUUGGAACAUCCGAAUGCAGCCGAAGACCCCAGAGCUCUGCAGCAGUUGCCCUCGCUGGACUGCUUCACUUCCUCAGCAACCCUGUGCCCUGACCCAGGCAUCUGUCAGCUUUUCUGCUUCUAAGAGAGAGGAGUUUUGUAUGGAAAUUCUCAACCAUUCUCAAGGCAUGUUCGUAAUGACAAAGAUAAUGAAGAAAGACGGAAAUGUGGAGGAACCAAACCAUGGAGACCAUAAAGGAUUUGUCCAAAGGAUCAGCAAGUCAUUUUCAAGCAAGGAGUCCUCAUCUACCUAGCCACCAGUAGUUCACCUUGUCCUGUAAACUUCUAGCUGGAUGAACUGCUGCUUCACAAAAAUAUAUGUAUAUAUACGCUUUCCAAAGUGAAAAGAAAAGAAAGAAUAGACCUUUACCUCUUUUUGCUGAGGCUGCACAGAUAGAGGGAGGAGCAGGUGCAGUUGACUGAAGGGUGGAAGAGAAAUCAGGACUCGAAUCUGCUCUGAAGGCCAAGAUGUCUAGAGCUUUCCCUGGAAGUCAGCUUCAAAGGAAGAAACAGUAAAAGGAUUUGAGGAAAAAGAGACGUGCUUAGACGACGGCCUGAUGCUGUGACAGCUUCCGCUGGAGAUGAGCUGGCUGGCUAGACAGGAGGCUGCGUGCCGAAAAGAGAGGGUGAAAGGUGCUGCCUGCCAAAGCAGCAGCUGGUGAGAAGAUGACUGGACUGCACAGCGUCAGCACACACAUGAUUGGUGGGGAAACGCGAGCCCAGCUUCAAUCCUUGUCAACGGCACCUCGUUGACUUUUAACGCUUCCUUAUCGUGUCUGCGCUCACCUCGUAGCCGCGCUGAUAAAAUGCCAUCGCCGGUGUAAUCUCCUGAGCAGCUCUGCAGAAACAUUGCAGAGCAUGGGAGGCUGAAUCGCCUGCAGCCAGCAACCAGCGUGGGACUCCGGUCCAGAGCAAGGCAAGCAACUUGCAGUGAUACGUUCGGGAAUGUCCUCUUUAUGGGUUUGAACUAAGGACCCCUGAAUAUAAAACAAUAAGCAACUACUGAGCAGGAUCCUAGACUUAGUGUCCUUCUUCCUGAAUUGGAGAGAAAAGUCAUGAUGCUAAAAUUCCUUACUGGAGGAAAAACUUCUGAAGAUUUUUAUCAAAGAACUCAGGGCCAAGUCCCUUCACUUUUUUCAUGGCUGAAGAUUUGAUUUCUGCUUCAUUGGUCCAACUAUCAUUUUAAAUGAUGAAAGAUGAAACAAAGGACUUCUUUAGAGGAAGGAAUUAUCAUUAACAACAGAAAGUUCCAGUGAAAUCAAUGAAAAGUUUCAAUUUGACUUGCUGUUUUACUUUUCCAUCUUAUUCAGAAAAUAGGCUUAUGCAGCUCUCAGCAUAUUUUUUUCUUCUUGGGCUGCAGCUCUGCUCUGUACUAUGGUAUUCAUUGAAUGUUAUUAUCCUGUAUCUUUUAUAUAGCACUAGUCUUGUAAUCAUCCCUGUAAUCACUUCCACAUGCUGCAAACUUGCAGCAUGGAACAAACUCCUUCCGCAUUCCCUGUAUUCACGUUAUCGUUGCCAAGUUCUUCCUCCCCAAUACUUGGAUACCUUGAAGUUUAUUUUCAAUAACAUAAUCCCAGAGUUGUUCUCACAGGAAUAUCUACUGUUGCCCCAGCCACCUUUAGGAGUCUCUUAUUUUUUUUCUCACCAGCUUUGAUCUUUCCUGUACUUUUGAACUGUUCUCCCCCUCUGCUCUUUCUCUAGUUUCUCUCCAACAUCCUGUACUACCACCUCUUUGUUCCAGCAUCUCCCCAUUUCUCCAGUCUUCCAUCAUCCGCUACCAACAUCUGGAACUUGAUGUGUGGGAAACCCGGGCCUUUUCCCAAGACCACCUCUCCUCAUCACCCCCAGCACUUCCUCUGCUCUCCCUGACAGUGACAUCCAGAUUCCUGCACUUUGUACUGUAUCCAAGCUCUGUCUUGCAUAUGGACCUGACAAAUCUCACCAGUUUUUCCUCUAAAACCUGACUUUUUGCCUACACUGAGUGAAAAGCUCAGUUGUCCUCAAUCACUGCAGUGCUGCUUGCAGUCCCCAGCCUCCUGCCUCCCAGGCCCUGCUGCCUACCCCCGUCAUUCCCCAGCUUCCUAUUCCUUCUGUCCCUUCUCCAUCAGGUUUCAGCCUCUCCACGUGGGCUCCGUAUGGCCCCAUUUCAUGGCUGCUGUCUCCAUUUCAUGGCUGCUGUCCCUUCAUACUUGCCAUCUUCAAGAGUGAUGUUUAACCACUUACUGACUCUUUCUGCAUCUGCUUGCUCACCUUAAUGCCUUUUCCCAAGUCUUCAAAAUUUCUUUUCUUACACUUCAGUACUUUUUCCUUGACCCUGUUCAUACUAGGCAGGAGCACACCAUCUUGGAGACAAUAAACACCUCAUUACCCUUGAAAUGAAUACUGAUUAACUGCCCACCUGGGAGUUAGGCAGCUGAAUAUUGUGAAGGUAUUUGUGUGUACUAGUGCACUAUUUUGUACUCGUUGUUAGCUCUUGAGACCAGUACUUUGAUUCCCUAAACUGUUGAUGCCAGCUCACCAUGGAAGUCUGUGGUAUCUGUCAGUAAUGUCCCCAAAGUCUGCAUUUGGUAACAGCCUGAGGAACUAGAUAUCCAGUUCUCACUUCAGUCCACUGGGAUCCAUAAGCGAGCUGUCCCUCUGCCCAUCUUUCUGUCAGGGGCUGAUCUCGUACAGAUUUUCAGAGAAGGCAUACCAGAUCAACUGGUGCACAGUGCAGGGCUGGUGGACAAGGUGAGUGUUGUGGCUGGCGUCUAAGACCAGGAGGUAAAUGACCAGAGCAUAUGAAAUGAAAUGUAUGUAAUGUUAGGCUAAGCUGUCAUGGUGGUAAAAAGUGAGACUGUGCUUUCUUUAUGUCCCUCUGGUAGUCUACCCAUAUAAGACCAAGACUUUAUCUAGCUGUCUGGUCAUUGUUCUUUGAAAUUUUAGGGAGUUUCCUUAUCAGAUUUGGAUUAAUUUCAUCCUGAAGGGCAGAGCUGUUUUCCUAAGACACUUGAGGUCAAAUGGAGAAAGUGUUGAACUUCUAUCUUUGUUUUCCACAUUGUAGUAAAAUGUCCUAAUUAGUGGCCUACUGGGCCAUGUCACCACCAGCCUGGCUUACAAUCUUUUUUUUCCGGAGUGCUCUUUGACAAAAAUCCCUCAUACAUUAUGUACUUAGACCAGGAAAGACAGCAAAGUGGUGAGUCCUGUUUUGAGAUGGAUACCCCUGCUACAGAUAGGUGUGAGAUAUCUAUGUCCUCCCGAAGUCAUGCUCUUGGUCAGUGUUUUCCCAUGGACACCCUAUGUGGCAUCCCUUAAGGGUGCUGGUAUUUGCUGCACCCUUUGUCCAGUGCACAGCAGUGAGGGGAUGUGAACUCCCAGCUGAGCUGCUCCUGCACUCAGCACUAACCAGCUCGGUUUGCUGCUGACCUAGUGUAACAGUUCACCAUGCCAGCAAAAAAAGAAAGGAGGAGAAGGAGGGAAUAGAGAAAAUAAAAAGCAGGACAUGGAGAUGAUGGAAAUGGGGGAGUACUUCUGGUAUUAUAACUCUACCAGACUUAGAUUUCUUUAGCUCCUGCUGUGCUUUGCUACAAAUGAGGCUAGUUAGCAGCAGAUGUGAAUGUAACAACCAACAGGGGAAUGAGAUAAGCUAUGAGAAAUCCAUGUAUUAAGCAGAUUGUCCUACUUUUUUUUGGGGGGGGGAAGGGGGCUUAGAAGUAGGAGUUUUCAAACUGUGGCCUACUGGUUGCUCAUGUCAAGUGAUUGGGAUGCUGGGGAAGGUGAGAGAAGGGUGCAGCAAGCAAGGUGCAUUAUAUGUCUUCAAUCAGGAAAAGGAUAGCACCUGGGGAAUGGGUUACUGGAACUGCUGAGGAAUGAUGGUGUAGCUGGAAACAAAGAUGUAGCUUAGGAGUAGAUGCUAAUGUUGCAGAAAUGGGGAUGGGGAUUCACGUAGCUAAGAAUAAAUCAGUUGAUGGAAGGGAUACUAGUGGUUAUUUGGUAACCAGAAGCUUAAAUGAUCAAAGAGUUUAGUAAGCCCUUCUGACUUUGCCUUGCCCUUCCAAAAAUAUAUCAUGGCUGUGUGGAAGGUUACCUCCUAUCUGUUCUUAGACGUUAAUCACCCCCUUCAGUAUAGGUAGCCUAUCAGAUUGCAUAGGCUGGGUAAACAGUGGGAUAUGUGAUAGUACAUUUGCUGAGCCACAGGAUCUAAAGGUAAGGUCGAUAUCUGGAAGGCCAAGAUAUUUGUGAUUCCUGGUCUCUUCAGCUGCUUGCCCUCAAAAUGGAAGGAGAAAGCAUUUCAAAUUCCAGAAGUCUUUGCAGGCUCCAGGCUAUAAACAGGCUCUUCCUGUAUGAAGCAAUAAGGAUCUGAGUAAUCAGGAGAUGUCUGCUUUUCCAUACAGGCCUAAUACUACUGGGAUAUGCUUUUGUGAGGGGGAUGAAGCCCAUCAGUCAGGUGGGACAGGAGUGCCCAGUGCUACUGGUGUGGAUCAUCCAAGAAGAUGGCAUCAAAGAUAGAGUUAUGGGGUAAAGAAGAAAGGAAAGCCCAGUCAAGCUGAAGCAGAAGGAGACAGAAAGGGGAAGCAGUCAAAAACAAAAAGAAAGAUGGAAAGAGGAAGAAAAUAAUUAGGGAAAGGUGGGAGAAGUAUUGGCAGUAUUUUGUACAAUUGAGAAGUGUUGGCAGUGUUUUGUACAAUUGAAUACGCUCCAUAAAUACUGUAUUUUUUCAGCUAGCUAGGCUAAGGGCUUCUGUGGGGGCAAGUACACAAAUGAUGGGUCUCCAAGUCCUGCUGCUCUCUCCAAAUUCAAUGAGAGCAGAACUCAUCCUCUAGAUAACUAUCUCGAAUAUAUCAGGGGGUGGGUGGUGGUGGGGGUGGUGGCUUUAGCAUGGUCUGGAUCCUCUGUAUCAGAUCUCUGAGUAAGUCUUUAUUCCGAAAAAUAAUGUGAAGGAACAUAUGACCAAAGGAACAUGUUUGCUAUUUUACUUUGUGGAUCACGGGGCAAGUGCCACAUGCAGUAGCCAUGUGUUUAUCCCCAUCCCUCUUGCUAGCUUGCAUGCAAUGGUACUGCAACUGGGGUCUCUGAAGCCGUUAAAAAUCUUUUGCAUUAAAAAUCUUCGUGGGUCUGUUACCAUAGGCCACGGCUAUACCUUGGGGUGCGGAGUAUGCAGGUCUUGAUGCUUGUAAGAUGCUGCUCUGUAUUUCCUGGUCCUAGUCAGGAGACUAAAGUGAAGGUUACUCAAAGUUUAAUAUCCAGCAGCACGUUGCAAAGGUUGGUGUUUCCUGACACCAAUGACUCCUGUUUCACCCUAUAAUCACAUCUCUCCUCCCAGUCAGAAACACCAAACCUGAGCAACCUGGAGUGUGCUAGGUUCCUCUCUGGUGUGUGGUCUGACAUGGAUGGGCAAACCACUUGGAUGAUGCAGGAAACCAAAGUGUUCCUUACAGUUAAAGUGAAAUCUUCUAGGAGGUAGGUUGUUCUUUAUUAGUCAGCUGUGACACUGGGGGAGAAAGUGCCUCUCCAGGAAGGAUCUGUGUCGCUUGGACCCUUUGUUUACACUGAGGAAAGCCAUUGGAUUUCAUACCUUCUUGUACAGUGAUCCUACAAUAAAGUGGGAAAUCUCACCAGCCAAGGGUGUUGCCUCACCUCAUUCAUUAGCCAGCCAGUGUGGGUAUAAUUAGGGGUUAAGUAGUUAAUCCUCAAAAUCCUCAAAAAUCCCUUGGAAGUAAGGGAAUCCAUAUAUUUGCUUAUUUGCAAUUUGUGUACUGCCCCUGAGGCAACCAGGCAUGGGAAUGCAAUCCCAUAUUUGUGUAUUUAACAACUGAAAAGAUGUGAGGUUUGUAUUUACAACAGUAUAUAGAAAAGCUUUGACUGUUUAGCCUCCUGCUAGCAUUGAGACUAGCUCCUCUGACACAGGAUGAAGCAAGCACGUGCGUAAGCUUUGCCAGAUCAGAGACUUGCACUGCAGAUACUUUGAGAACAACUUACUCAUGUUCCUGUGUUUUCAUGAGAAAUCUGACAUCUCUGAAAGAUGAGAUCCUAGCAGCAGUUUGAGAAUUGUAAGUCACGUCACUUGCUUAUGUCCCUGCCAGAGAGGAAGACUAUUGUUUCUUAAUUGAGGGACCACUUGUAGUAGGCCCUACAGAAACAAAGUUACAGGAUCAAAGGGUAACUUAUACCUUAAAGCAUUUACAAUAAAAUUACACAAGGUCAACUGAGCCAGGAAUAGAUAGUGCUGGUUUGGUGCUUUUGGAGAUUUUUGUUGUGGCUGUUUCUUGCCACCUUAGAACUUUACAGGAAAUGUGUUGGUCCUCCAAAUGGAUGGAGAUGUGUAACUGUAAGGGGGAAUAAGCAUUGUAAAGUUGGUGAUUUGUGGCUGUAUACUAUUGAACUCUACUAUGAAUGAUCUGAAAGGCAGCAAAAUAGUCGCUGAUCAGUAGGAAUGACUCAAAAAUCAGUAAGCUAGCAAAAAACCCCCAACAUUACUGCAAUAGUCCAUAUCACUCGGAAAGAUGGGGCCAAGCAUAACAUUAACUGCUGUAAGUCAUGUGUCAAAAAAUAAGGAACACAGGCUAUGCUUAUCAGCUGGCAAGUUUUGUCUUGGGAAGCAGUGACAGGGAAGAAGUGGGGGCUGGAGCGGCUCACUGGCUGACGGCAAAAUUCCAGGAUGAUGCUGUAGCUGGGGAAACUCAUGCAGCUUUUGGUAAAUAACUUCAAGAUGAAUAGCUGUAGGAGAGGCUGAGUGCAUGUGUCAUUUAGCACUAACACGCUCACUUCCCAUGUACUCUAUUUAGUGCUUUUGUUGGUGGUUCCUGGAUGGGAGAGGUUUCAGGGACAAUGCCCCAAGGGUAUUAAAGCAUUGGAAGCGUGCCUUCCAGUGAAAGAGGUCGAAGAGUUGAAGGGAAAAGGGAAAGCUGAAGGCUAACUUUUUUCAGUGUCUAUAUAUACUUACAUGGGGAACAAGCUUUCUAUGGUCUAGCAGACUGAAGGGUAAUACGAUCCAAACACUGGGAGGAAAAAAAAAAGUCAUAUGAAAACCAGCACUAUUCUUUAACGUUGUCUGUAAUUAACCACUAGAAAAAUUCACUGAGGGUUGUGGAAGAUCCUCCACAGGAGGCUUUUAAAUUGUGGCUGCAUUCUGGUCAGAAAGUGACAUCUCUUGAAAUCUUGCAGAAAUGGGAAGGAUUUCUGCUGAAUCUUCUAACCCAAGUUUUUGAAGGUAUGGGUUUAGAUGAUCACAGCAAUUCUUUCUGGCUUUACAGUUGGAGGUGGGCUCAUUUUUGGCAGCUAUGGGGUUGAGAAUUUGGACCUCACAGCAAGAGCAGAAGGCAUCCCCUCCCAACCCAAGGCAUUAAUCCUUUUCACUCUGCCCUGUGUGAACAGUCUGCAAACAACCAAGCUACAUCACUCUUCAAGUUUCAAAUGCUAUUGCUCCAGUAAGCAGCAUUGCUCCCCCUUCAUUCCUGUUUCCCAUGAAACCAUCUACCUUGUUUCCACUCCGUGACGUUGGGAAGCACCUUCACCACUGAAAGACCACUCAGGAUGGUGGAGACAGUAAGAGAUGGGUGACUGGAGUUUCUUGGGGAACAUUUUAGAGCAGGUGAACGAGCAAUCCACUGUCAUCGGGAGAGUUUGGCUCACAGUGCUCUUCAUUUUCCGCAUCCUGAUCCUGGGAACGGCUGCCGAGCUAGUGUGGGGAGACGAACAGUCAGACUUUGUGUGCAACACUCAGCAACCUGGUUGUGAGAAUGUCUGCUAUGAUGAGGCCUUCCCCAUCUCCCACAUCCGGCUCUGGGUCCUGCAGAUCAUUUUUGUAUCCACGCCUUCGCUAAUGUACUUUGGGCAUGCGGUGCACCAUGUUCGCAUGGAGGAGAAGAGGAGAGAGAGGGAGGAAGCUGAGAGGCGUCAGCAAGCUGAGGUGGAUGAAGAGAAGCUGCCCCUGGCUCCAAAUCAAAACAAAGGCAACAACCCUGAUGGGACCAAGAAGUUUCGCCUGGAGGGUACCCUCCUGAGAACCUACAUCUUCCACAUAAUUUUCAAAACUCUCUUUGAGGUGGGAUUCAUAGUAGGUCAGUACUUCCUGUAUGGCUUCCGAAUUCUCCCCCUUUACCGCUGUGGGCGGUGGCCCUGUCCCAAUCUUGUGGACUGUUUUGUCUCCAGGCCCACGGAGAAGACCAUCUUUAUUAUGUUCAUGCUGGUGGUGGCUUCUGUGUCCCUCUUCCUCAACCUUGUGGAGAUCAGUCACUUGAUCUUGAAAAGGAUCCGGAGGGCUCUGAGAAGACCAGCAGAGGAGCAGCUGGGAGAGGUCCCAGAGAAGCCCCUCCCUGCCAUCGCAGUCCCCUCCAUUCCGAAGACCAAAGGCUACAAGCUGCUGGAAGAAGAGAAGCCAGUGUCCCCCUAUUUCCCUCUCACAGAAGUAGGAGUUGAGCCCAGUCCCCUUCCAUCAGCCUUCAAUGAGUUUGAGGAGAAGAUUGGGAUGGGACCGUUGGAAGAUCUCUCCCGGGCAUUCGAUGAGAGGUUGCCAUCGUAUGCACAAGCGAAGGAACCGGAAGAGGAGAAGGUAAGAGCAGAGGAGGAGGAACAAGAAGAGGAGAAGCCAGGACCUCAGGAAGAGCCAGGGGUGAAGAAAGCAGAGGAGGAGGUGGUGAGCGAUGAAGUUGAAGGGCCUUCAGCACCUGCUGAACUUGCCGCUGAUAUGAGACCCCUCAGCAGGCUAAGUAAAGCCAGCAGCCGGGCCAGGUCAGACGAUUUGACUGUAUGAAGGUGCAGGAUAUGGGGAGCACAUGAAAAGGAAAAGGUUGAAGAGAAAAGGAGAGAUAGAGAAAGAAUCAAAAGAUAUUUUUAAGCAAAGUGCUAAAAUGGCCAUUUGAAUAUUAUUUCCUCUUGAGAUUCUCAACUGGAAAGGUACUACCAUGGUAACUGUGCCUUAUUUGCCCUGUAUGUCCAUUUGAAAAGGAACAUUUUUCCUGUUUCCACAUGCCACUCACUCCUUACAGUAAUAUCUACACUGUACACAUAACUGAUGUCUUUUAAAACCUAACAUGGCAGUGAAACCCACAUUUCACCACUGUGAACGUAUUUACGGGAAGCUUUGUGUUCCACAUUUCUCUAGGCACGUGGGGAGGAUCUGUCUUUUCAGCCAGCGAGGGGGAAGACUGAUCAACAACUGUCUAGUAUUUCUUUUUCUGUUUCCACCUAUGACAUGCUGAGCUGAUCUCCCCUUCGCUGUUGGCAUGGAAUUGCAGUUAUUUAAUUCACAAAGUGAUUUCUGUGCUUGGCAUCAACACACUAAAAUAGUAACCACUAUUCCCCCUCUCUAUUCAGAAAAUAAAGGCCAAAGUGUCCCCAAUUUCUCUGUGAUUUCAAAUCCAAGUUGGGUAAAAAUAUUUUCCCUUUGUCAAAAAUAUUUCUGCUCUUGAAGUGACAUUGACAGUAGGCAAGGUUAACAGUAGCUCUCUACUAGGAUUUAGCAGAUACCCACAGAUGGAUUACUUGUUCCCAAGAGCGUCAUCCAGCCCCAAGCCUAUUUCAGAGCACUGGAAAGAAUAAAUUCAAGUGAUAUUUUUUA
Molecule: messenger RNA, 9702 nt
Organism: Grus americana (Whooping crane)
Lineage: Eukaryota; Metazoa; Chordata; Aves; Gruiformes; Gruidae
Gene: GJA8
Product: gap junction protein alpha 8
Exons: 8
Coding region: 7696-8895 (399 amino acids)
Biological process (GO): cell communication
Cellular component (GO): connexin complex
Source: RefSeq, a predicted model, not a curated record